AUGAUCCGCUCGCCGCGCUCUCCUCCACGACGCGCUCCCGGCGCAGCUCGCGCCCAGCUCCAACGGUCAUGCACCAGAUCGCCGCACAGCUCGCCAACGGCCUCCUCCUGCACCCCUGCGUAUGAUGCGCGCGCACCCGUGCACCCCGUGCACCACACACACCUACACACGCACGCCUACACCGUGUACCCGGUGCACCCGACGCGUCUGGUGCGUGCCCAUACACGCUCCGGCCGCGCCGAGUUCAUCGCCACGCUUGCAAAAGUGUCUUAUAUUGUGGGGUGCAGGGAGUAUUAUACCACGUGCACCAUGGGCCAUACCAUAUGUUCAUCUUGCCGUGACAAGCUCCCAGACAAGUGUUGCUUCUGCUCCCUUCCCACAGUCUACAAUCGCUGCCACCGGCUAGAAGAUGUGGUUGAAUCAAUCCAACUUGCUUGUUCCAACAGCGAACACGGAUGCACUGCAAGGAUAACACACUACCAGAAAGAUGAGCAUGAGAAAGAUUGCCCGCACGUGCCAUGCUUCUGCCCGGUAACCGACUGCAGCUUCAAAGGGCCAACUGCAAUGCUCCUGGAGCAUUUCUCACGCGUGCACAGGGCGCCCAGCACGAAAUUUAUAUACAACGAGGCGUUUGGGGUCCGCAUCCAUGGCGAUGCUCCUGAUUCACUCAUUCUUGUGGGCGAGGAUGGGCACGUCUUCAUGCUCGAAGUGGAAAUGGAGUCCGCCGGCGGUGUCAUCUCAAUUUGCUGUGUUCAGCCUCACAUUACUGGAUCCAAGUUCAAGUGCAAGCUAUCAAUAUAUUGCAAUGAAACGGGCUACGCUCAGGCUGCCGAGUUCGAAACGAGGAACACUAAUCUGUAUGAUGGAAUGCCCAAGGACUUCAUGUUCCUUGUGCCCAAGGUGUUGCUUCAACGUGCCAUAACCACUGUGGUUGUGACUCUCAGGCCACAAUAG
This is a messenger RNA of Hordeum vulgare subsp. vulgare (domesticated barley), 954 nucleotides long. RefSeq names its product E3 ubiquitin-protein ligase SINA-like 3. The transcript is spliced from 4 exons. Lineage: Eukaryota; Viridiplantae; Streptophyta; Magnoliopsida; Poales; Poaceae. Gene Ontology annotation, molecular function: ubiquitin protein ligase activity; zinc ion binding. The coding region runs from base 1 to 954 and encodes 317 amino acids. Gene Ontology annotation, cellular component: cytoplasm. The record is from RefSeq and is a predicted model, not a curated record.